UACGGAACAUAUUUUCAAAUUGGUAAUCAAGUUUACUUUCCCGCGAUGUGGCGGUAAAUUGGAAACAUUUCAAGAUUUCGAUAAAGAUUGGGUGAAUUAACAGCAAGCAAAAUGGCUGUGGAUGUUCUUAAUCCAGUCAACAUGAACUGUGAAUUGCUAGCGACCUGCAAUGCUCUUGGGUUCUUAGAAGGUCAUGUUUAUCAGAAGGAACCAGAUUGCUUGGAAACUAUCAAGGAUCUCAUUCGCUUCUUGAGAAGAGAAGAUGAGACGUGCAGCAUUCGACGUCAACUUGGUCAUGCUCAGAUUCUGCAGAAUGAUCUGAUACCACUAACCAAGCAGUACGGCAAGGAUGAAGAAUUGUUUGAAACAACCAUCAGACUUCUGGUUAAUCUGACCCAACCUGCUGAGCUGUGCUUCCAGAAUGUCCCUGAUGAUAAGACGUUCCGCAACUAUUUCCUGGAAGUCUUGUCCGAUCUCCAAGCUUACAAACAAGCAUUUGCUUCCGAAGAGUUUAUGGCUGUCAUGGCGAGAAAACUUAAGAAGAUGCUGGAUAUGGAAUGGGAGAGUCGUCGUGAAGACCACACCCUUCUCAUGGAACGCAUCUUGCUCCUCGUUAGGAAUGUCAUCCACAUACCAGCCGACCCUAAUGCUGAGAAGAGAACUGAUGAUGAUGCGAGCGUCCAUGACCAGGUUCUCUGGGCUCUCAAUGUGAGUGGGAUGGAUAAGCUGAUUCUCUACAUAGCUAGCGCAGAGGGAGAGCAGCAGUGGUGCAUGCAUGCAAUAGAGAUCAUAUCACAUAUGCUCAGAGAACAAACCCCAGAGUCCAUUGCUAAGGCUGGAAGAGUGCAGCAUGCCAGUGAGAGACUGAAAGAGGAGAAGGAAUUGGAAAUGAUCCGUCAAAGGGAGCUGUUGGAGAAGAAAUCGAGACUUAUGAAGGCUAGUGGCAGGCAUUCUCGCUUCGGAGGCUCCUUCUACAUGACCAACUUCAAGUCGAUCAGCGAUCGUGACCUCAUCUACCACCGCCCCCUCCAGCAGGCCAAGACCAUGACGUUUGAGAGUACCAAGAACGCCACCAAGAAACCCAAGAAUAAACUACCCUUACAGGACGGGACCAUCAAUAGGAGAUCAACCUUGAGCAUCAGGCUCUUCCUCAAAGACUUCUGUAUGCUCUUCCUUGAUAACUGCUACAAUCCACUCAUGUAUGCUGUCAAGGACCAUAUUCUUCACCGUCGUGCUCAGGAGAAUGAUGAGUCCUACUACUUCUGGGCAAUGCAAUUCUUCAUGCAGUUCAGUCGUCUAUAUAAGUUCAGAGUGGAUGUCAUCAGUGAGUCAUUCUCCGUCCAGGCCUUCCACUAUGUGAACACCCAGCUCAUCAAGUAUCUUGACAUGAUGACGACGGACAAGAAGGAGGCAGCUGCCUGGUCUAAAAGACUGCAUCUUGCACUGAAAGCUUACCGUGAACUGUUGGCCACACUGAAUGAGAUGACUGGUCCCCAUAGCAACCCAGAGCUGAAGGAGUCUGCUGAUGCAAUCCAGAACAACGUCUUCUAUGUGCUGGAGUACAGGGAGGUCUUUAUCACCCUCCUCAAGAAAUUCAAUGAAGUCAAGUGCACGAGGACAUACCUCAAAGACUUGAUAGAAUCAGCUCACAUCUUCAUGAAGAUGCUGGAGAAAUACUGCAAGAGCAAGAAGACACUUAUCGUGCAGAAAAAGACCAAGAAGAAGGCCAAGCGCAGAAAACGUCGACCGGCCAAGAAACCUGAAGAGAACCAGACCAACGAGGAAGAAGAGAACCAGCUCACCCAGGUCUGGGAUGAUACCCUGGCUACUGAACUAUCAUCCAUGCUCCAAGGUAGAGAGGAUGUCCCAGAUGAUGUAGUCCCAUUCGAUGCUGCUUCUGAGAUGCCGGUGGAAGAACAGAGAGCUGAUGCAAUGGUUAGGAUCCAGCAGAGUUUGAGAUCUGGUAGAGCAGGGGAAGGUCUGGCCUUGUUCAGAGCAGCCAGGGAGGUGUGGCCUGAGGGGGAGGUGUUUGGAGCAGCAGACAUCGACCCUGAGGAAGAGUUCAUGGCACUCAGAGAGAUACACUUCACCAACCUCAAUGUGCCAACCCCAACACAAGCAGAGGCAGAGCCAGAUGCGGAGGAACAGGAAAUGGAAGAAGAAGAUGAAGAAGACGAGAUGGCAAUGGAAGAACAUACAACACGAGGAGAAGAGGAAUUCAACUUUAAACUUUAUGUCAACAAGUUCACUCACCCUGAUGUACUGAGGAACUACAUCAAGUUGCUGACAAGUUUCCGCAGCAACCAGGAGUUCACCAAUCACUGCAUCAUCAAGCUCCUUCAUCGAGUAUCCCUGGAGACGGACAAGGCAGAGCUCCUCUUCCAGAUCUCUCUCUUCAGGAUAUUUCAUAAGAUCCUCCAGGACCCACUGGCAAAGACUGGCCAGUUUAAGGAAAUGGGCAAGUUUGCGCAGUAUGUUCUGAGUCGUUUCUUCAAGGCCUUGCCCACCAACCCCAAGCUUGUGGUGGAACUCCUCUUCUGGAAGGAUGCAAGGAGCGUCUAUGAGAUACAAGAAGGAUACGGAGCAGAACAACCUAGCAAGAAGAGCAAAGCAAAGGAAUGGAAUGAAGAAGAACAGGCUGAGUUAGCAGGACUCUAUGAGCAAUAUAGAGAUGUAGAUGGAGGAGACAAAGAUGCGGUUGAUCUCAUCAUGGAACAUCUGAUUGAUGACACCAAAACUAGAAGACAGAUCAUCACGCAGCUUGUGAAACAAGAAUUGGUAGACAGUGCUUUAGAUCUCAAGAAGACCAAAGGAGCCAAGAGGGUAACGCUGUGGAGAGAGGAACACGAGUUGGAGCUGAGGGCUCUCUUUGAUCAACACAAGGAUGCUAAUGAUAUUGUUGGUACCAUCAUAGAGCACAUGGCUGAGAAGAGGUCCAAGAACAAGGUCACACAGAAGAUCCUAGACAUGGGCCUCGUCCAGGACCGUAAAGAACUCUACAAGAAACGCAGGAGGAAGGCUGACGAUGGAAACGGGACAACCAGGAGGAGGCGUAGAAGAUAUCGUCAUGGAGACGAUGAGGAUGGCUUUGAUGAUGCAGCUGAAGAAGAUGAUGUGUAUGCUGAUGGUUUACAAGAAUUUCCAGAUUCCGAGCCAGACUACACGUCCUCUAGUGAUGAUGGUAGCAACGAUGGUGAUGAAGAGAAUAGUGAUGAAGAGGAAGAGGAAGGAGACGAUGAUGAUCAAGAAUUGCCACUGGAUGAUGUCAUCGUUAAACUUCAGAGGAAAGGGUUAGCGGAACAGAUUCGAUGGAUACAGGAAGGUUUGAGGAGGACUGCUGAGGACAGAGAAGAAAGUGGAGAUAACCAGGCCAUUCCAAUCGUCCCAUUGUCUGCAGAGAGUGGUGUUGCCAUGAGGAACAAGGCUUUCCAGAAGUUCUUGAAGAGAAUUGGUCUCUCAGAACCUAGAUCACAUGAGGAAGUGUACUGGCGCAUGCCUGGAGAGCUAUCUGCCUCUACACUGCGGGAAAUAGCAGACUCCAUCGAACCCAAGGAAGGCAUUGAAGUAGUACCUACACAACCCAAGAAGAGCGGCAAGAAAUCCAAGGCUCGCUACCAGAUGCUGAAACAGAUGGCGCUCUCCAAACGUAAGGAGAAGGAAGAGAGACAGUCGAUCCGCCAGAAACGCAGAGAGGCUAGACAGUCGACAGAAGGACCAGUGAAUGAAGAGAGUGUUGCUGAUUUAUAUGAUGCAGAGACUGAUGUCAGCGGAGAGGAGGAGGAGGAGGAUGUUGGUAAACCGUCUGCUGGAGGACAAAGGUCGAGGAUCAAGAGGUCGCUGCCCAGCGACUCCAGUGAUGACAGUGAUGAUGACAAACUCAGCUCCUUUAUGAACAGACACCGAGUAGACUCAUUGCCUCAAGAGAAGCCAGCAAAACGUAGCAGACUGGUGUCCAGUGAUGAUAGUGAUGAUGAAACAGACAUCAAGACUCCCGUACAAAAGAAGAAGAAGGACAUCAAGCUGAACAAACAAGCGCGCUUGGUUUCUAGCGACGAUGACAGUGAUGAGGAUAGAUUGGAGAUUGAUGAAGGUGUUUCCACUGCCAAGUCAUCUCCAGUCUCCAAGACAACAAAGCGCUCUAGGGUGGUUGCUAGCGAUGAAAGUGAUGAAGAGAAGGAAGAAGCUGAGGAGGAGGAAGAAGAGGAGGAGGAGGUGGACGACACCCAAAGCGAAAUCUUUGAUGUGAUCGUUAAGCCACCAAAGAAAACUCUGAAGAGGCAGACUCCGUUUGAUUUCAGCGAUGAGGAAGAAGAUGAGGAAAACCAGGCGGAGUCUGAACCUGUUGCCAUGGCUGCAAAUGAAUCUGCAUCUCACGACCAGUCUCUCCAUCUCGUGCUCUCCUCAGACAGCCCCAGCGAUUUGGAUGUGACGAUGAAAGAGGGUGCAACCACCGAAAACGAGGAUCCAGAGGACGUUCCAGAAGAUGAUCCCAUGGAGGACAAUGCCAGCAAUUUUAAGAAAGAUACCACAAACAAUGCAACCAAUGAUAAUGCUGAGAACUACCUGGAUAACAAACCAAUGGAGGAGAGUGAUGCAGCCGAAGUGGUUGAGGAUAACGAGGAGGAGGGAGAGUGGGAAGAGAUAUGCGAUGAUGAUAGUGAUUUUGACAUGACCUCUAGCAACCAACGAGCAACGUCUGCAAGCCCUGCAGUGGAAGCAUCUAGCGACAGUGACUCUGAUGACGAUGUCCCGCUGAGAAAGGUUGCCAAGCGGAACGUCAUAUCAUCCGACAGUGAAGAUGAAUAGAUAGAUCAGUGGAAGCAUAUAGCGACAGCAAGACAUAUGAUGAUUUGCCAUCAAGAAGGUUCCUAAGUGAAAUGCUAUCUCUUCAGCCAGUGAGGAUGAAGGGUAGAUCAGAAAGAAAGACACAGAGCGAUAACUUGACCUAAAUGUUUUUGCAGAGAUAUUUAUAUCUGUUUGUACAGUUGACUGAGAAAUAUAUUAUACCGGUAGACUUUUUGUAACUUGAGAUGUUCCCCUUGUUCAUACGUAGUACAUGUACUAUCAUGUUUCUUGUUAUAUGUAUCAUGAGAUGUAAAAGUGUAUUAUUGACUUCCUGUAUAUAAACUGUAUUGUGGAGGGCCGAUUCCAAGAGAUUUGGAGAAACCAAAUCUUCUUCCUAAAGAGAAGGUGGUACAAAAAUGACAAACAAAUCAUUACGAAUAAUUGUAGUAAAGUGUUGAGCUUUCAUUCAAUUAUCUUUCUGAUAGAUGUAUAGAAAAUGUUGGCAUAGUGAGAAUGUUAUGUUUUGUCUGUUCUUCCUAAACUUCAUAUAAAUUGAUGGAGAACAUCACUUUUAUUAGGUGACGUUCUUAAAGAUAAAGAUCAGUUAUGGUCUUGCGAUUGCAUUGUGAAAGAAACUUGGUGGAAUCGAUCAGAAAAGGUUG
Strongylocentrotus purpuratus (purple sea urchin) is the source of this 5447-nucleotide messenger RNA. It is a transcript of the gene timeless, whose product is annotated as protein timeless homolog. Bases 112 to 4806 code for a protein of 1564 amino acids. Gene Ontology annotation, molecular function: DNA binding. Gene Ontology annotation, biological process: DNA repair; DNA replication checkpoint signaling; replication fork arrest. Gene Ontology annotation, cellular component: replication fork protection complex. The transcript has 32 exons. NCBI's taxonomy places the organism in Eukaryota, Metazoa, Echinodermata, Echinoidea, Camarodonta, Strongylocentrotidae. The record is from RefSeq and is a predicted model, not a curated record.